AUGGAACAUGGAAAAUAUUUUCAUUUUGGAAUUGCGAAUGGCUUGAUUGCUAUUUUUAAAACGUGCAGUGAUGCACCUAUACCAUAUGAAAUUAUUUUGUCAAUAAACAUCGAUGGAUUACCGCUUGUUAGAAGCUCCAAUAGUCAGCUGUGGCAUAUUCUUGGAAGUAUCCGAAAUUUUUAUAAUAAAAAGCUGUUUUUUAUUGGAGCAUUUCAUGGACAUAAGAAGCCUCCAUCGCCUGAUAUAUUUUUAAAAGAAUUUGUUGAAGAAGCACAGAACCUAAAAGAAACUGGCAUCAAUUUUAAUGGAAUGAUUAUUUCAUUAAAAAUUAUCUGUUACGUUUGUGAUACUCCUGCAAGGGCUUACAUUUGUUGCAUUAAAAAUCAUACUGGAUACUAUGCAUGUGGUAAGUGUGAAACAAAAGGCGAGUACAGAGGUAGUGUUGUAUAUCCUGAAUUAAAUGCCCGUCUGCGUACUGUAGAGUCAUUUAGAAAUCAGACUCAAAGAGAUCAUCAUACAGGAAUAUCACCAUUACAGCUUAACGAUGAUCUAGUCUCGGACGUGCCAUUUGACUACAUGUAUGUAGUAUUGUUGGGGGUUACAAGAAAAAUGCUGCAUAAAAUGACUGGAAAACUUAAUCCCAUGAAAUUGGGUACUCAGCAAAUAAAUUAA
This is a messenger RNA of Trachymyrmex cornetzi, 672 nucleotides long. RefSeq lists its product as uncharacterized. The transcript has a single exon. Lineage: Eukaryota; Metazoa; Arthropoda; Insecta; Hymenoptera; Formicidae. The record is from RefSeq and is a predicted model, not a curated record. Bases 1 to 672 code for a protein of 223 amino acids.